Aphanomyces astaci is the source of this 4659-nucleotide messenger RNA. RefSeq lists its product as hypothetical. Gene Ontology annotation, cellular component: Ski complex. Gene Ontology annotation, molecular function: protein binding. Bases 9 to 4478 code for a protein of 1489 amino acids. The record is from RefSeq and is a predicted model, not a curated record. The transcript has 13 exons. Lineage: Eukaryota; Oomycota; Saprolegniomycetes; Saprolegniales; Verrucalvaceae.
CCACAACGAUGCUCAAGCAUUACCUGAACGAAGCGAAGCUCAAGCUUAAGGACGAGGCAUAUGAAGAUGCGCUGGAUGCCAGCUCCAAAGCGUUGGAUUUGGACGGCAUGAACUUUCAGGCUCUUAUGGUCAAGGGCAAGUGCCUCGUCCACUUGCAGAACGCAACAUUGGCUGAAACCACGUAUCGUCGCGCCGUCGAACUUCAGCCUGAGAUGCCACUUGUGUGGAAGGGACUGCUGGAAGUGUAUGAGAUGACAAAUGCUCAUGCAAAAGCGAUCGAACCAUUGGAAAAAUUGUCUGCGAUCUUGAUCAAGAACGAAAAGUGGGAUCGAUGUCAAAAGGUCGUCUCCGACCUUGCCACGACCGCCACAGCCGCGUCACUCGUCCCUAAAGCUCUGAAUGCAUGGCAUCCACUCGUGGUGUCCGUGGCCGACAAACCCGCGCUCUUCCUCGGCGCGUUUCCCAAUGCAGACGUCCCGUCCGAAAUUCAAAUUUGGAUUUCCGUGUUACACUUGGUCCAAACGCAUCGCACGGUCGGGCCUUUCCACAGUGUCGACAUCAUCUUGGACAACAUUGUGCGGUUGGUCCCGUCCUUGUCUUGGGCCGACGAAGAUAUCCAACAAGAUGAAGACGCUGCGAAGAACAUGCCGUGGGCUCCCCCUUCCGCGGCGGCGAGCCUGCGCUCUGAUGUUGCGGCCGCCAUUGACAUCGCUGUGGACAAUGCGUGGAGAAAGGUGAAGCAAGCCCCAUGUGAUGCCAAACCAGCCGCGCGACAAGCGUUGGACGCGCUGGCCGCACACUUGACCCGUGCGUGUCCGCGCGCCAAACGCGCGGCGGAAGUGCGCCUGCUUCGAAUCGAAGAUAACGAUUCCGAAGUGCUGUCUCCUGCCGAAGAGGAGCAAUGUCUGGCGGUGCUCAAAUCAACUGCGUCGAGCACGACGAGUCCAUUGGUGCACCUCUAUCGUGGUCUGGACCAAGCGAACGCUGGACAGUUCCCCGAGGCGGUUGCGAGCAUCCUGCAAGGAGUCGCAAGUAUCCCAGAACACAUUCAAGCUCGAGUCGUGGUAGCGAUGCUGUCGCUCGAGUCCGCCACAUUCGAUCCCCAGCGCUGUCUCGACAUGAUCCGCGCGGCUCAAGAUGCGGUGCAAUGUCGCUUCGACACUCUCGGCACAUCCCCUCGAUCGUAUUCGGACACGGCGAUGAAUCUCCUGCAAGCGAGGGCGCUGAUUGCCCAACACAACUGGGCCAAUGCCAUCAUGGUGUACGAAGGCAUCAUCGAGCACGAACCGUUCCUUCCGGACGCAGUGAUUGGUCUCACGGAAGCGCAUCUUCACCAAAGCAAUCUUGAUGACGCCGCGUCCACGAUGCAGUUCCUUCCACCACAAGAAUCUGCGGCGUAUUGCGCCGCCAAGGGAUGGCUGGCGUACCACCAAGGGGACUUGGCCGCGGCCCAAGCGAUUUUGGAAGCUGGACUGGCAUAUCCUGACGUGACGUGGGCGCUCAAGUACCGCCUGGCGCGGGUGUAUUGGGACUUGGGUGGCGACUUUCAAACGAACAAGGCGUUCUGCGUGGCCCAACUGGUCGGCGCGGCGAAACUCAACCCCCACGAGGCGGUGAUCUUUCGGUGGCUGGGUACGUACUACCUCGAUGUGGCGGCCGACCCUGUUCGAGCGGAGAAGUGUUUUCUCAAAGCGUUAUCGCUGGACCCGUCGUGCCAAGUUUGUGGUCUCGCUUUGACCGACUCGUUGUACGCGACCAACUAUGAGCGCGCCGUGCAGCUGUGGACAGACAUGGCUGCGACGCCCGUCCACGCGCCGUGGGCGCUGCUUCGACUGGCGCAGCACGAUGUCACACAUGGCAACGAAACCGCCAUCGCCCAUCUGCACAAACUGCUGCGCCACGACCCGCACAAUGCGUCGUUGUGGGCCGCGCUCGGCCACGUGUACCAAGUGUUUGGACGCAUUGUGGCCGCGCAAAAGUCGUACGCCAAGUCGUUGUCGUUGGUCGGGAGCCCAGAUGAUGCAACAAAUCUCCCCAGUACUAGUGUGCUGUGUGAACUGGCGCGCAUCGAGCUGUCGUUGGGGUUGCUGGACGAAGCAUUGGCCCAUUUAACCACGGCCGUGGAAGCAGGCGUGACGACGACCUCGAAUGACCAGACCAACGUGGGCGCGGCGGUGCACAAGCUGCUCGCCGAAACUCUGUUUACACAGGCAAAAACGUUGUGUGCACAGGGUUUGUAUGGCCGCAGCCACGACAAGUUGAAGCAGGCGUCGACGGUCCUCUGCACGUACUUGGAUCAAACCUCCCAAAGCGACGAUGACGACAACGAUGCCACCACUAGCCUGUACAAGUUGGUGGGGGACAUCCACCUGUUUGCGUUCUACUUGCCUGUGGACGACACGUGGCUGUCGUUUUUGCAACAAGGCACGGACGCGUACCUGAAAGCGUUGUCGGCGCAACUCCACGACGCCAUGGCGUUGUUCGAUGUGGGCGUGGGCUACUGGGUCCAAGCCCAAGCGCGGGCUUAUCUUCAAAAUGUGCCCAUGGCCAAAUGGAGCUUGCAGCACCAACCGGCGUACCCGCCCGAGACUUUGUCGCCCGUGACGACGGCGCGGUCGUACUUAACGCAGUCGUUGCAAGCGAAUCCCAACGACGCCAACGUGUGGAAUGCGCUGGGCGCGGUGCACGACCACAUCGUGCUCAAGCAGUUUGCAUUUGUCCGAGCGAUCGAGUUGGAGAAUUUGGAUGCGGCAUGGGCCAACCUUGGCAUGCUCUACCUCCAGUCGGGCCAUCUCGCUCUGGCGCAAAAGGCAUUUUUGAGUCUCCAAGGCGUCAACCCCAACCACCCAGCCAUGUGGCUCGGGAAUGGACUGAUGGAGUGCCAAAACCAAGAUCCCGCGCAAGCCCACGCUGCGUUUACUUGUGCGAUGGAGCUGCGCCUGGAUUUGGACAUUUUGCACGGGUUUGCCUACACGGCGCUGUUGAGUCGGACGGGGUCGCUGGACCAGGCGUUGUUUGCCCUGAAAAAGUACAACGAGCGCGAUGCCCGGCAUCCUGCAGCCAUCAACAGCUUGGGCGUGGCGUUGAUGCGCACGGGACUGUUCCAACAAGCAGUCGCCGCGUUUCAAUCGGCGUUGGAGUUGGUGAAAAAUGACGUUUUGUUCGUGGCGGGGGUGACUCGCAAUCUCGUGCAAGCGUUGAUUCACGUCAAGCAAUUCGAUCUCGCCGACACGGCCUUGCAUGCCCUUGAUAAGUCGUCGCCCCAAGUGUCGUUGCUGAAAGCGACGGUGCUCGUGGGUCGAGGGGGGCAUGACAAGGAAGCGCUGGCUGCGUUGGACCAAGCUGUGAAAGACCUGCCCGCUUCGUUGACGGACAGUGGCGUUGUGCAUGUUCAUUUGACACGGAGUGUGUUGCUGCAUCAGUUGGGCCACGUGGACGCCAGUCGUGAGUCGUUGCAAGCCUUGUUGCUGACACACCCGGGCAAGUCGGACGCGAUCUUGACCGUCAUGUUGACGUUGGGCGGUGCAUCGAUGUGGUGGAGUCCAUCGGAAGCAACGAUGACUCAAGCGUUGUGUGGACCGUUGGUGGCGCUGUAUCAAAAGCUCAACUUGGGUGCAGAAUGCAAGCGCAUUUGCGACUUCUGGACGACUACGUUCCCCAAGGAUCCGAAUGGAUGGCUGGCGUUGGCCCAGUCGAGCUUGCACUUUGGUAAACUCGUAGGUCCCCUCAGUUGCUCACCCACGUCGUCGGUACCAUCGUCCGUGUUGCCCUACGACGCAACCCUGCUCCGAUACCAGAUCGAGUCGGUCGAGCAAUUGUUUGGGUCAUGGCAUGCGUCCGAUGCCGCCGUCCGCAAGUGGCUUCACUUGCACCCGGUGGAUUCAUUGGCCCCUCUUCUCGUGGCCAUGGCGCUUCUGAAGCGCCUCGCCAUCGCGCCAACCGACGAAUCGUUGCUCCAUCAAGCCAAGACGUGGCUGGAGUCGUAUGCCAGCAACGCCACUUCUUCCACUCCGUAUACCACGUGGUUGUGGCAUGUCCUCAACAGCUACUUGUAUGCCGAUAUGGACAACGCCAAGGCAACGUUCCAUGCGGUGGAUGCCACGACACUCGUCACGACGGACUUGUCUGCGCAUGUCCCAGUGCUGCUGUAUCAAGCGCGCAGCGUUGUCUACACGGACCCCGACGCUGCGAUUGCGUUGUACUUGGCUUAUUUGAAGCAAGAAAAAGGUGCCAAGGCCGUCAAAGUCGAACUGGCGGUGCUGUUGGAAGCGCAGGGGUAUAUCAAGAGCGCGUGGCGGCUGUGGAAAGACGUGGACGAUGGCGAAACCAACGAGUGGAAGGGACUCGUCGCGGUGAAACGCGCGUUUUUGCAACGCGAAAACCCCAAGCUGGCGGCCAAGUGCUUGCGGGACUUGGGGCCUUUCAACGUGUCCGAUGCGUUUGUCCAGGCGUUCAAGGCCGAGUUUGAUCUUGCGUAGAUCGGUGGACCCACGACUGGAUAUCCCAUGAAACAGGGAACGAUUACUUACAGUAUCGGGGUACACACGCGUGCUGUAAACUCUACCAAACGACAUGGAAAAUGCAACACAAUCUGUUCCCAGUAUGAUGUGUUGAAAACAACAUUUGGACUGCAUUUAUUGUGGAUCCGUCGAAUCGAAU